This is a messenger RNA of Prunus armeniaca (apricot), 1185 nucleotides long. The record is from the annotation of a GenBank genome assembly. NCBI's taxonomy places the organism in Eukaryota, Viridiplantae, Streptophyta, Magnoliopsida, Rosales, Rosaceae.
AUGGUAAGGAGCGAAGACCGGUUCGAAUACGCGUUCUUCGACUUGGAGACAACAAAGCCGACCCAACCCGGCCAGGAAUGCAUCAUAUUGGAGUUCGGGGCGAUUCUGGUUUGCCCGAGUACGCUGGUGGAGCUCGACGCCUACUCCACCCUGGUCCGACCCGCCGACCUCUCCUCAAUCGCCCCCUUGCCCAUGCGCAGCAAUGGCAUUAACAGAGACACCGUCGCUUCCUCCCCUACCUUUCAAGAUAUUGCAGAUGAGGUCUACGACAUUCUCCAUGGACGUAUAUGGGCAGGUCACAAUAUACUGGGGUUUGAUUGUGCUCUGAUCCAGAAGGCGUUCGCACACAUUGGUCGGCCUGCACCCAAACCCAAGGGUACUAUUGAUUCCUUGGCAUUGUUGGAACAGCGCUUUGGAAGGAGAGCUGGUAACAUGAAGAUGGACACUCUUGCAAACUAUUUUGGGCUUGGACGGCAGGAACACAGGAGUUUGGCUGAUGUUCGACUGAAUCUUGAAGUUUUGAAAAACUGUGCAACUGUCUUAUUCUUGGAAUCAAGCCUCCCGGACAUGGGCCCCCUCAGCAAUGAAAUGCAAGAAGAGUUGAAUCAGCUGGACUCCGCUGUGGGAUUUUUAGAGCCUGAUCAAGUUUUUAUUCCUUCAAUCGAUGCUUCCCUUGUCCCGUUGUAUCGUGGAAGUCAGAGGAUUAAGUUACUACAUGAUCUGAAGCUUUGCUGUAGGCAUAUGAAAUUACGGUUUGGAAUCAAUAUGAAAUCAGAUUUUUUUGAUUAUUAUGGACGGCCAAAGUUGAAUAUUAUCGCAGACGCAUCACCAAAUUUAUGUAAAGUUCUUGAUGCAUGUGAUGACAUUGCAAGUAAGUUGUCUGUGGAUUCUGGAAGCAAAUCCGAAUGGAAGCCUGUUGUGAUCCGGCAAUACGACUACCCUGCAGUGAGAUUGCAUAUACCGGCAUCAGGGGAUAUUAGGAUCUACGCCACAGAGAUAUAUAAAAAAGAGCCUUCUGGCACUGAGCAGAGGCUAGUCUUCACUAAGUUGGAUUCUUCAGAACUUAGUACCUUGUUCAAACAGGGGAGUUUUAUGGAUGCAUUCUUUUCCUUGGAUCCAUAUGACUAUCAGCAGAAUGCAAGCAUUAGGUUGGUGGCAAAGAAAUUGGUUAUUCAUUCGAAUUGA